This is a messenger RNA of Oreochromis aureus, 6339 nucleotides long. RefSeq names its product calcium channel, voltage-dependent, L type, alpha 1F subunit (gene cacna1fb). Lineage: Eukaryota; Metazoa; Chordata; Actinopteri; Cichliformes; Cichlidae. The record is from RefSeq and is a predicted model, not a curated record. The coding region runs from base 98 to 6325 and encodes 2075 amino acids. The transcript is spliced from 51 exons. Gene Ontology annotation, molecular function: high voltage-gated calcium channel activity. Gene Ontology annotation, cellular component: voltage-gated calcium channel complex; membrane. Gene Ontology annotation, biological process: calcium ion import across plasma membrane.
AUAAAGCAGCUGAUGAGGGUCGAACCGGCAGGAAACUGAUGAAAGCUCGGAUCGACUGACGAUGAUCAUCGGUGUGUGGCGCUGAGGAUCAGCGAAGAUGUACGAGGAGAACCACCGAAGUUCUGGUCGUAAUGGCUACGCCAAAGCUGUGGAUGGGGAGGAAGGAGGGGGCGAGGGUGAGGAAGAGGAGGAGGGAGGAGAAGUGGAUGGAAGAGAGGACAGAGAAGAAGGAGGAGGUGAGGAGAGUAACGCCGAGUGGGAUCAAGAGCUGGAUGGAGAGGAUGAAGGAGGUGUGAGGAUGACAAGAACAGACACGCUUCACUCGACCACAAGUUCAACGGGAACGCAGAGAAAAAGAGGACAACACGCUAAGAAACAGGUGCAGGGCACUAAUCAGGUCCAGCGAGCUCCCCGGGCAUUAUACUGUCUGAAACUCAACAACCCAAUCAGACGGGCUGCGCUCCAUAUUGUCGAGUGGAAGCCAUUUGACAUCUUCAUCCUGUUGGCCAUCUUUGCAAAUUGUGUCGCCCUGGGAGUUUCCAAACCAUUUCCUGAGGAUGACUCCAACUCCACCAACCAUGAUCUGGAACAAGUAGAGUAUGUCUUCCUCAUCAUCUUCACCGUGGAGACCUUCCUAAAGAUUCUGGCCUACGGUCUGGUGAUGCACCCCAGCUCCUACAUCCGCAACGGCUGGAACUUGCUCGACUUUGUCAUCGUCAUAGUUGGCUUGUUCAGUGUUGUCCUGGAGACAAUGACUCAUAAGUCAAGUGGCGAGCAAGCAACAACCCAUCACAUGCCUGGGAAACCUGGAGGUCUGGAUGUCAAAGCUCUAAGAGCCUUCAGAGUCCUGCGGCCCCUCAGACUGGUUUCUGGAGUCCCCAGUCUGCAGAUUGUGUUGAACUCCAUCAUGAAGGCGAUGGUUCCUUUGCUUCAUAUUGCUCUGCUGGUUCUCUUCGUCAUCAUCAUCUAUGCCAUCAUCGGUCUGGAGCUCUUCAUCGGACGCAUGCACAGGACCUGCUACUAUAUAGGAACAGAUAAUUAUGUGGAGGAUGACCCGGUGCCGUGUGCGUUUGCUGGUCAUGGCCGUCAGUGCAUCAUAAAUGGCUCAGAGUGUCGGGGAAGGUGGGAUGGUCCCAAUGGAGGAAUCACAAAUUUCGACAACUUCUUCUUCGCCAUGUUGACCGUGUUCCAGUGCAUCACCAUGGAGGGAUGGACUGACGUGCUGUACUGGAUGAACGAUGCCAUUGGGUUUGAGCUGCCGUGGGUGUAUUUUGUUAGCUUGGUGAUUUUUGGCUCCUUCUUUGUUCUCAACCUCGUUCUGGGAGUCCUCAGCGGAGAGUUCAGUAAGGAGAGGGAGAAGGCAAAGGCUCGUGGUGAUUUCCAGAAGCUGCGAGAGAAGCAGCAGAUGGAGGAGGAUCUGUGUGGGUACAUGGACUGGAUCACUCAGGCUGAGGACAUGGAUGAACUGGACGAGGAUGGAAACCCACGGCCGUCUCUGGGCGAUCUGGCCGAUAAGAAGAGAGGGAAGUUUGGAUGGUUCAGUCACUCCAACGAAACUCAUGCGAGUCUUCCUGCCAGUGAAACAGCGUCUGAAAACACAGAGAACAUCGAUGAGGAACACACCAACUGCUGCCAGGCCUGCUGUGCUCAGAUGAUGAAGAUCGGCUGCUGUCGGACGUUACGUCGCUGGAAUCGAGUCUGUCGCAGAAACUGUCGCACUGCCGUCAAAUCCGUAACUUUCUAUUGGCUGGUUUUGCUGCUGGUCUUCCUCAACACCUCCCUCAGCGCCUCCGAGCACUAUAACCAACCAGAUUGGCUGACUCAAGUCCAGGACAUUGCCAACAAGGUGCUGCUGUCUCUCUUUACGGUGGAGAUGUUGCUGAAGAUGUACAGUUUGGGUCUGGCCCAUUACUUUGUGGCGUUCUUUAAUCGUUUCGACUGCUUCGUGGUGUGCGGUGGCAUCGUGGAGACCAUCCUGGUGGAGCUGGAGAUCAUGCCUCCUCUGGGGAUCUCUGUGCUGCGCUGCGUCCGUCUGCUGCGGAUCUUCAAGGUGACACGGCAUUGGACGGCUCUGUCCAACCUGGUGGCAUCGCUGCUGAACUCCAUGAAGUCCAUCGCCUCGCUGCUGCUCCUUCUUUUCCUCUUCCUCAUCAUCUUCGCCCUGCUCGGCAUGCAGCUGUUCGGAGGAAAGUUCAACUUUGAUGAAACGCAGACCAAACGCAGCACAUUUGACGCUUUCCCGCAGGCGCUGCUCACCUGUUUCCAGAUCCUGACAGGUGAGGACUGGAACAUGGUCAUGUAUGACGGCAUCAUGGCGUACGGCGGCCCCGUGUUUCCCGGGAUGAUCGUCUGUAUUUACUUUGUCAUCCUCUUCAUCUGUGGUAACUACAUCCUGCUGAACGUCUUCUUGGCUAUCGCCGUGGACAACCUGGCAGGAGGAGACAGUGAUGACAAGAAAAAAGAUAAGAAGCAGGAGGGAGCAGAGGAGGAAGCUACAGAAGGAGAAGUGAAGGUCGAUGUUGAUGAAGACACUGAGUAUGAAGAGGAAGAGGAGCUUCCUGAAGGAGAUGAAGACGGAGGAGUCCAGUUAAAGAUGGCCGAUCUUGCUCCUCCUAAAGAGAAGGUUCUCCCGAUCCCAGAAGGAAGCGCCUUCUUCUGCCUCAGCAAGACAAACCCUAUCCGUGUGGCCUGCCACACUCUGAUCCACCACCACAUCUUCACCAACCUCAUCCUCGUCUUCAUUAUCCUCAGCAGCUGCUCAUUGGCUGCCGAGGAUCCGAUCAGAGCCCACUCCUUCAGGAACAAUAUUCUGGGCUAUGCAGACUACGCCUUUACCUCCAUCUUCACUGUGGAGAUUCUGUUAAAGAUGACGGUCCACGGAGCGUUCCUCCAUCAGGGCUCGUUCUGCAGGAACUGGUUUAACUUGUUGGAUCUCCUGGUCGUCAGCGUCUCUUUGGUCUCCUUCUUCCUGCAUUCCAGUGCCAUCUCAGUGGUGAAAAUCCUCAGGGUCCUCAGGGUGCUCCGACCUCUGAGGGCCAUCAACAGGGCCAAAGGACUCAAGCAUGUGGUCCAGUGUGUGUUUGUGGCCAUCAGGACCAUCGGAAACAUCAUGAUUGUCACAACCCUGCUGCAGUUCAUGUUCGCCUGUAUUGGAGUCCAGCUCUUCAAAGGUAAAUUUUACCGCUGCACCGACGAAGCCAAGCACACCCCCGAACAGUGCAAAGGGACCUUCGUGGUGUACAAAGAUGGAGACGUGAGCCAUCCGAUGGUCAGGGAGAGGAUCUGGAUGAACAGUGACUUUAACUUUGAUAACGUCUUGAUGGGGAUGAUGGCGCUCUUCACCGUGUCCACCUUUGAGGGCUGGCCUGCUCUGCUCUACAAAGCCAUCGACGCCAACGGCGAGAACUCUGGUCCCAUCUACAACUACCGGGUGGAGAUUUCCAUCUUCUUCAUCGUCUAUAUCAUCAUCAUCGCCUUCUUCAUGAUGAACAUCUUUGUGGGUUUUGUCAUCAUCACCUUCAGAGAACAGGGAGAGCAAGAAUAUAAGAACUGUGAGCUGGACAAGAACCAGCGUCAGUGUGUGGAGUACGCUCUGAAGGCUCAGCCGCUGAAGCUUUACAUCCCGAAGAAUCCGGUUCAGUAUAAGUUCUGGUCCAUCAUCAACUCGACAGGAUUUGAAUACGUCAUGUUCGUCCUGAUUCUUCUCAACACUGUCACUCUGGCCAUUCAGCACUAUGAACAGUCCAAAACCUUCAGCUACAUCAUGGACAUCCUCAACAUGGUGUUCACUGGACUCUUCACUUUGGAGAUGCUGCUCAAGCUGGCAGCUCUCAGAAUAAGGCAUUACUUUGUUGACGCCUGGAACUCGUUUGAUGCUCUGAUUGUGGUCGGCAGUGUGGUCGACAUCGUUGUCACGGAGUUCAGCAGUGGAGAGGACAGCUCCAGGGUGUCUAUCACCUUCUUCCGCCUGUUUCGAGUGAUGCGAUUGGUCAAGCUGCUGAGUAAAGGGGAGGGCAUUCGUACACUCCUGUGGACUUUCAUCAAAUCGCUGCAGGCUCUGCCAUACGUUGCUCUGCUUAUUGCCAUGAUCUUCUUCAUCUACGCUGUCAUCGGCAUGCAGACAUUUGGGAAGAUAGCGAUGCAGGAUUACACUCAGAUCAACAGAAACAACAACUUCCAGACAUUUCCUCAGGCUGUUCUCCUCCUCUUCAGGUGUGCUACCGGUGAGGCAUGGCAGGAGAUCAUGCUAGCCAGUCUUCCAGGUAAACGCUGCGACCCCGAGUCAGACUACGAACCAGGGGAGGAGUUCAGCUGCGGCAGCAACUUCGCCAUUGUUUAUUUCAUCAGCUUCUUUAUGCUGUGCGCUUUCCUGAUUAUCAACCUGUUUGUUGCUGUCAUUAUGGACAACUUUGACUACCUGACACGUGAUUGGUCGAUUCUGGGGCCACAUCAUUUGGACGAGUUCAAGAGGAUCUGGUCAGAAUAUGAUCCAGAGGCCAAAGGUCGAAUAAAACACCUGGACGUUGUUGCACUGCUGAGGAGGAUUCAGCCUCCUCUGGGUUUUGGGAAGCUUUGCCCUCACAGAGUCGCCUGCAAGCGUCUGGUAGCGAUGAACAUGCCUCUGAAUGCUGAUGGGAUGGUGACCUUCAAUGCCACGUUAUUUGCUCUGGUUCGCACUGCACUUAAAAUCAAGACUGAAGGUAACCCUGAGCAGGAGAACGAGGAGCUGAGGGUGAUCAUCAAGAAGAUCUGGAAGAGAAUGAAGCCAAAACUUUUGGACGAAGUCAUACCGCCACAUGAAGAGGAGGAAGUAACUGUUGGGAAGUUUUAUGCUACUUUCCUCAUCCAAGACUACUUCAGGAAGUUCAGGAGGAGGAAAGAAAAAGGAGAUCUGACCGGAGAGAAUGACUCACCCAAUCCAUCUGCUCUCUGUAAAGCUGGUCUGAAGACUCUGCAGGAUCUGGGUCCAGAGAUGCGCUUGGCUCUGAACGAAGACCUAGAGGAGGAGGAGGAGGAGGAGGCCAUGAUGGAGGACGAGGAGAUGGAGGAGAAUGCUGCAUAUAAGGCUGAAAAUGGUUAUGCAGAGAAAGAUCGGCGAGGCUCAUUACUGACACCUACUGGUCAGGGCGGUGUUGUGGGUGACGGCGGCGUCUCUAACGGAGGUCUGAUACACCGGGUCGGGUCUCUCACCAAGAUGGCAAACGGCAGCGAUCAGGACGAACAUCUUCGCCGGGGAGACAGCAUGAGGUCAUCCAUUAAUCGACAUCCCUACCGCCGCUCAUCCGUGAAGAACGGCCUGCUGGACCAUGGCCACAAAAGACCGUCAUACUACAAAGGAAGAAGGGACUCGCGGGACAGAUCGUGGAGGAACGGAGACAUGGAGGCUUAUGGAGAGCAGGGUUACUACAGCAGAGAAGAAGACAAUGACAGCAUCACCUCCAGAGACAGACAUUAUCCUGAUGAGCCUCCUCUGUACAGAGACCAUUACGAUGGCCACGCCUCCUAUACCAACAGUAGCUAUGGUAACGGCUACAGCGAGGGGAGGAGGACGACCAGAAGACGCCUACUUCCUGCCACGCCCACAGGUCGGAAGCCGUCAUUUAACAUCCAGUGCCUGAGGAGGCAGGGCAGCAGCGACGACCUGCCGAUCCCCGGGACCUACCACCCGACAUCGCCACCACGUCGCACGCGCACACAGCAAACGUUCAACAGCUUCGAGUCUCGUCACUCCUCCGGUCGCUCCACGGCGGCCUCCUCGGCAUCCUGGGCGAACCCGUGCCCUCGCCGCGGUCGCCUCCUCUACGCUCCUCUAAUCCUGGUGGAGGAGGAAGGAAGCCCACCCUGGGGGGGAGGAGGAGGACCUGCGGGUGAAAUAAAGAAGGGAGGAGCAGGAAGAGGUGUCAGCGUGACAGGUGCGGCACCCAGACCAGCCUGGUACGGCGGCCCUGCCGGGACAUCAGCUCCGCCCCCAUACAGGGCAUACACCACCCUCAGAGUCCCCUCUCACCUUGGAGCACCGUUCACUGAGAAAAGAGGGUCAGCUGACAGUCUGGUGGAGGCGGUUCUGAUCUCAGAGGGCCUCGGUCUUUACGCUCGGGAUCCAAAGUUUGUGGCAUUUGCAAAGAGGGAGAUCGCUGACGCGUGCCACAUGACAGUGGAUGAGAUGGAGUCGGCUGCCAGCGACCUUCUUGGCUCAGGGAGCCACAGCUUUCUCAGCAACGCUGCCAGCGACCACGCUGCACUCUACAGUGAUGAGGAGCCAAUCAGGACAGGCCAUGACGAGGAUGAGUUGGCUGACGAGAUGACCUGUGUGACAUCAUUCUGAGGCUCUGGACCAAU